GCUUGUCAUUGUAUUGUCAUCUGGUUGUCAUCAACAUCAAUUGAUCAAUUCAUCAAUCAUCAUUGUGGUUAUCGUAAAUGUGGUGGUGAUAAAAUAAGCUUCUGAUUUUAACCAUUAUACAUAAAUUCCGAUAACUUUUGAAAAAAAUUGUUUGGGCAUAUUAUUAAUAAAGGCAUCUGUAACCCAAAUUUGAAGUUUUAUCUGUCCUGCAACGAAAAUUUAUGGCUAGGUUGGGUAAAGUCAUUUUGCAUAGCAGUGUUGUAUGACAAUUAAGCUUCAACUGUAGGUAUAAUUUAUCAAUCAGGAGUAUGGGGGUUCUCGAUGUCUGGCCGUGAGGGAGGCAAGAAAAAACCUCUCAAAGCUCCAAAGAAGGACUCCAAGGAGCUAGAUGAAUCUGAUAUGGAAUUUAAACAGAAACUUAAAGAACAACAGAAAGCACUCCAAGAAGCUAAAGCUAAGGCAUCCCAGAAGGGCCCCUUAGUAAGCGGCGGAAUAAAAAAGUCUGGAAAGAAAUAGGCGGAACUUUCAUUAUCUAUGUUCACUAGAACAAUGUAUGCAUUUCCUAUUGUUUCAUAUUUUUAACUGCUGCUGGUUUGUUAACAUGUAUCACAUUUUUGUAAAUAAAGCAGUACUUUUUGACUAAAACA
This is a messenger RNA of Acanthoscelides obtectus, 647 nucleotides long. NCBI's taxonomy places the organism in Eukaryota, Metazoa, Arthropoda, Insecta, Coleoptera, Chrysomelidae. The record is from the annotation of a GenBank genome assembly.